AUCUUGAUCAAUCUGUAAAUCUCCACAACCGUUAUCGAUCAACAAACAUCUUCCCACUCUAUCUCUCUACCUUCAACUCUAUCCAUUCAUCCUACACCAAACAAAAUGUACCCCCUACCGCCCCGGCUCCAACUCCAAGCUCAAGCCCAAGCUCAAGUCCAAGCCCAAUAUGCCCACCACGCUCAAUCUCACCCUCAACCUCAACUUCAGCCGCAAUCUCAAACCCAAUCGCAAAUCCAAAACCAUCACCAAAAUCCAACACAAAAUAUCAACCAAUCUGCCAAUUCCAAUGCCAAUACCAAUCCAACAAAAACCCGCCCUUCAGCAUCGUGCACCCCGUGCCGGAAUCGUAAAGUCAAGUGCGACCGCCUAACUCCCUGCAGCACGUGCCUCUCCCGCGCCCACCCGGAACAAUGCACCUACACAACAACCGACAUCGACCGCACCGCCAUGAAAUCCGCCGAGACAAUCGCGGACCUGCGCCGGAAAAUCCGCGCGUUGAAGAUGCAGAUUUCCGAAGAUGAGAAUGGGAAUUCUGGGACUGAUGGUGGCAGCGAAGGGCGGAUUGAUUGGCGCGAACUCGAGGCGAUGGAGACUGUGUUUGGGGAGAUGAGGGAGGAGGAGGAGGGGGUUGUGGAGGGGAUUGUUGGGAUGGUUAGGGAGGGGGUUGGGAUGGGGGAGUUGGCUGGGUUUAUUGGGGAUUUGAGGGAGAGUUUGGCGCAGGAUCAGGGACAAGGUUUGGGUCAGGGGGUUGUUGAAGUUGUAUAGUUGAGUAAAGUAUGGUAUGGUAUGAUAUAGUAGGGAAAAUAAAAGUAAUUGACAUAAGAAAGCAAAAGAUGGACAAUGGACAAAACAUAAGAACGGAAGAAGAGAAUGACUCCAGUAUGACACCAUCUCACCAACACCUUUUCCAAUUCAACCCAACACGACGGUCACGCAUACAUCAGCUCAUCCUGCGAGUGAGCAUGAAUCCCUGCAUCGACCUUGGUCCCCAACACGCUGCUCAGACAAUCCGCCAGCUCAAAGUCCUCCAUUACGGCGCCAAAUCCAUAGCAUCGCACCUUGGUGUUCAGUGUGUCCAUGAUGAUUCUGACAUCGUCCCGGCUCAGCGUGGGAUACACGGCCUCACUCUUCAGUUGCUUCAAAGCCAUGAUCGGCGUAAUCUGGCCUUCCGUGACCAGUUGCUUGCUGAGGUUGAACAGGGUCGAUAGGUUGGCGGCCGGGAGAUCGUACGUCUUGUGCGG
This is a messenger RNA of Aspergillus glaucus CBS 516.65, 1244 nucleotides long. RefSeq names its product Zn(II)2Cys6 transcription factor domain-containing protein. The transcript is spliced from 2 exons. Gene Ontology annotation, cellular component: nucleus. Gene Ontology annotation, molecular function: DNA-binding transcription activator activity, RNA polymerase II-specific; RNA polymerase II cis-regulatory region sequence-specific DNA binding; zinc ion binding. The record is from RefSeq and is a predicted model, not a curated record. Gene Ontology annotation, biological process: regulation of transcription by RNA polymerase II. The coding region runs from base 106 to 768 and encodes 220 amino acids. Lineage: Eukaryota; Fungi; Ascomycota; Eurotiomycetes; Eurotiales; Aspergillaceae.